This is a messenger RNA of Kockovaella imperatae, 4952 nucleotides long. RefSeq lists its product as hypothetical. Gene Ontology annotation, molecular function: ABC-type peptide transporter activity; ATP hydrolysis activity; ATP binding. NCBI's taxonomy places the organism in Eukaryota, Fungi, Basidiomycota, Tremellomycetes, Tremellales, Cuniculitremaceae. Gene Ontology annotation, biological process: transmembrane transport. The record is from RefSeq and is a predicted model, not a curated record. Gene Ontology annotation, cellular component: fungal-type vacuole; fungal-type vacuole membrane. Bases 309 to 4952 code for a protein of 1547 amino acids. The transcript has 18 exons.
GGGGGAAAGUGGAGGUUAAAGUGGGGCGUAAAAGUUCAAGUCGAUAUGAUGAUGAUGACAUUUGAGAUGAGGGAGGGACAACUACUUUGCGGAUGACCUCGACCUCUAAACGCAUCGCGGCUACACAGUCUGCUGGAGGGGUCAAUCAAUUGAGUCGUCGAUCCGUCGAACAAAGGAUCAGAUCAGUGACUGUGCUACCUCUUGACAAAGGAUCAGAAGACAAUCAAUCGCUUCGACCGAUGGAUAGGGGGAUGGAUAUAUGAUCCAAGAUCACAUUUCCGUCUGAACCUCACACCGAUCCCUCAAUCAUGUCUCGCUCAUCCUUAUCAUCGACGUCUACACUACUUCCCAGUCCCGAUGAUGGUGGUCAUCGAGAUGAAUUGUCCGAGAUCAAUCAAGACAUUCCCGUCUCGAUAUCUUCCUUUUUGCACAAUGUCAGGAAACUCAAAGGGUUCCUCGGACCGGCCCUGUCGAUCGACUUGGGACUCGAGAUUGCUCAAGUGGUAUUGAUGCCGGAAGAGUCUGAACAUUGGACGAGGUAUGAGCGAUUGGCGCAUGUGCAAGAGAGAUACUGCAAUGUGGUCGGAGCGGCCAUAAUCACUUGCUUGAUCGCCUUGUAUGCUUGCUCCUUGAUCUUUCCCUUGAAGCUCUCAAGAACACCAUGGCAGCCGAUCAAACACACCAGAUUCCAUCGAUCCUUCUGUACAGUCACAUUUCUUUUCGUCUCCCUCCUCAUCUUGCUCCAUGCCUCCCCGCAUAUACUCUACAUUGUCUUCACCCACUUGCCCGCUCCCAACUUUUACCCGCCUCUACUACCCAAAGCACCUUAUUUGACACUCUCCCUCCUUCGCAAUGUCAUCCUCGUCCUCACUCUGCUCAUCUCUGGGAGCAUGCGCCGAGGUCCGAGGAUGCAGUACACUCCCAUGGCACUCGGCACUGGCUUUGGCGUCAACGCCGAGAAGGACGAUGCUAAAGUGUACGACAAGGCAUUGACACCGGCUCAGGUGGACGAUAUCGAAGCUCGGAGAAAGGCUGCUGAAGAGCAUAGCAACGUCUUGGAUUAUUCACAUUCCUGCAUGUUGAGCUUUUGCUUCAUGGCUUAUUGUUAUCCUCUGGCAAAGACAUCGAUCACUAAAUCGAGGUUGUUGAUGUCUGAUCUGCCUCAAAUCGAACAACGGAUUCGAAACGAUGGGGCAGAGCGAAUCAUAUCGAGGGCACCUGGGCGUAUCGCUUUGCCAACCGGAGACGACAAAAUCACCCGAUGGCAGCUGAUCAAAUUGGUCUGGGGUGGGAGAGGUUUGACCGUGACAAUCACCCUCUUGUUUGAAUCCCUCGUCGUUGUCCUGGGCUUUCUUCAGGCCGUCUCUUUGUAUGAAAUCAUCAAUUCGAUGGACGACCCGACACGCAAAACCAAGGCUUACCCCUAUCUGAUGUGCUGGGCCCUAUUCCUCAGUCAGACAUCUGAAUGCUUCCUCCAAGCGUACUCGUGGACCCGAGAAAACUUUCUCUUGCAUAACCCAGUUCGAUUCACCAUGGCGUCUCUGCUCUUCGACAAGAUCCUACGAUGUAGUGAUUCCAAGUCGAAAGAGGCGCACAACCUGAAAGAGGGGGACAGGGACGUCCGCAAGGGCAAGACACAAGUCGUCAACUUGUUGACCAUCGACUCCUCCCAAAUUGGAGGUUUAGCGACAAGAAUUUGGGCAGUGUCCAACGCGACGAUAUCUCUCGUUUUUGGUGUGUACGUCCUUUAUGGGAUGCUCGGCGUUUCUUCGCUCGUCGGUAUUGCCGUCGUCCCUCUCAGCUCUCCGCUCUCCUUUUACGUUUCUCGAGCCUGUUAUAGGACCGACAAGGCGUGGGCGCAAGCGAGAGACGCGAGGAUCAGUGCGAUUCGAGAGUAUUUGAACGGGGUGAGGGUAAUCAAGUUGAACGGCUUUGAAUCGUAUUUUCAACGCCGCAUCGAAGCGCUCCGGGCGACCGAAACGACUGCUCAGCGAUGGCGAUUUACGCUCGGUACCCUGUUCAACAUUCUCGCAGAUCAGCUUCCUUCAGCUGCGAUAGCGUUCACGUUCCUAGCUUACACCAAGUUUUUUGGCCACACUCUACAUCCGGGCACUGCUUUUGUGGCGAUCAACAUCUUCAAUCGCGUCAAGAGUGCCCUGCAGUCGGUACCCAAUACAAUGCAAGGUUUCUUUGAGGCCUUGGUGGCCAUUGAUCGAAUUUGCCGAUUCCUGAAUGCGCCGGACAUCGAACCUUUGGGUGACGAAGAGUCCGACGCACUCGUGUUCUCCCAUGCCACCAUCACCUGGCCGACAAGUCUCGAUGCCGAGAUCGAUCGCGCCAAGCUGUUCAAGCUGCGUGAUGUGGACGUGCGGAUCCCUCGGGGAAAGUUUACCCUUAUCUGUGGUCCGCUGGGAUCGGGAAAGACACUCUUACUCCGAUCUCUCCUCGGCGAGGCAGUCAUCGAAUCCGGAAGCAUUGCUGCACCCACCUCCUUGCCUUCAGCAACGCCGCUCAACGGUUCUGCUCUGGGGUCCAAAUGGAAUCUCGACACUUGGCUCGACAACAGCGUGGCGUAUGCCCCCCAACAGGCAUACAUUCGCCACGGGACGAUCCAAGAUAAUAUCUUGUUUGGUCAACCCAUGUGGCGAGCCCGAUACGUUGAGGCGUUGAGGCAGGCUUCUUUGCAGAGCGACCUUGCGCUCAUGGAAUCGGGUGACCUUACAGAAGUAGGCGAUCACGGGGUAACAUUGAGUGGAGGGCAACGAGCUCGCGUCAAUCUUGCGAGGUGUCUAUACUCAAGGGCAAACACCGUCUAUAUGGACGACAUUCUCUCGGCCGUCGACGCACAUACUGCCCACUUCAUCUUCAACGAGUGCUUGACCGGAUCGCUGUUGAAGAACAGGACCGUCGUUUUCGUGACGCAUCAUGUGGCGCUGUGUCUACCCGGAGCCGACUAUAUCGUGACGCUGAACGAAGGUCGCGUGGAACAAGCAUGCCAAGCGUACAACGCCGAAGUUCACAACCUCCAAGCUUUGGAAGAGGAACAUCACAUUGAUGAACCAGCAGUCGAUGCAACGCGGGCCAAGGAACCUGUGCCGGGGGAUGAGCUAGUGAAGAAACCUGCAGAAAAAACCAGUCGCCAGAUAUACACCACCGAGCACGCGUCAGAGGGUCGAGUCGACAGGUCGCACUACAGGUUGAUCCUUGGUGCCGCAGGAGGUUGGGGCUAUUGGAUCGGAAUCGCCCUUUUAUACGGUCUGACAGCAUUAUUCGAUGUCGUCAAGCCGUGGUUCAUGCGUGGUUGGUCCUCUGAUCCUGAUCCUGCGCACUUGAACAAGUAUCUACGGGGCUGGUUCGGCCUCAUCAGUAUCACGAUUGCCACUGGUGCUUUCCGAUGGGUAUGGCUGUACGGAUUCGGGAGUAUCGGUUUCUACUCCCGAGGCAGCAAGGUCAUCCACGCUAAACUCCUUCAAAGGAUCAUUCAGGCGCCACUGACUUUCUUUGAGUCGACACCGACGGGAAGAAUCGUCAACAUUUUCAGCCAAGACCAAUACCGUGUCGACGCUCAGGUAGCAGACGCUUUUGGAAGAGCCCUGGCGGCUGCUUUGUCUGUCGGAUUGGCAUUCAUCGUCACGUGUAUCGAGACACCACCCUUGAUCGCGAUCGCCAUAGCGUUUGCUCUGCCCCUCCAGUGGAUCAGCAGCCGCCUAUCAAAGCUCCGUGCGGAUCUCAGACGACUCACAUCGAUCGCCGACAGUCCAUUGAUCACGCUCUAUAAUGACGUCUCAGAGGAGAUUGUCAUGAUCCGAGCGUUUGGUUCCCACCAAUUCAUGAUUGCGUCCAUGCAGACCUUGUUCAAUCGAGAUCGUCAGGCUUGGUGUGCAGACUGGCAAGUGUUCAACUUUGUUCGGUCGAGUAUCCGCGCCAUUGCGUGCAUCUUUGUGGCCGCGGCUGCGUUCCUGAUGGUCCACAAAGGAUUGACUGGCGCCCAAGUGGGUCUCGUUCUUACAUUUGCCCAGUCUGCCAGCGGUGGUUUGUUUGGGCUCCUCGAGCAAAUAUCGAAUUUGGAGCAAACCUUUGUAUCGGCUGAACGUAUCAACCGGUACAUUGAGAUGCCAGAGCAGGAGAGCUUCGAGGGAGAUAUUCCCGAGAAACAGUGGCCGACGCGCGGCAGUGUAGAGUUCAAGAAUGUCAGCGUGAAAUACGCCGAUGACCUACCAGAGGUACUACACAAAGUAUCCUUCAAGGUGGAGCCCGCGAUGCGAGUCGGCAUAGUCGGUGCCACAGGUUCCGGGAAAAGUACACUCGCAUUGACCUUGUUUCGAGCUGUUGAGCCUUGUGAGGGGAGAAUAGAGGUGGAUGGGACAGACAUUCGCACGCUUGAACUUCAUCAUCUUCGAAAGAGUCUCAACAUGGUUGCCCAGGAUGGGUCACUGUGCUCAGGAACGCUUCGCGAUGCGAUAGAUAUCACUGGAGAGAAGGACGACGCGGAAAUCUACAAAGCCCUUCAACGGGUCCACCUUUUGCCCGAGAUCAUCACGCCGACAGACGUCAAGACAAAUCCUUUCGCCAAUCUCGACUCGUUUGUAGCUGUCGGUGGAGACAAUUUUUCUCAAGGUCAACGACAGCUCUUGUGCUUGGCCAGAGCGUUGCUUAAGCAGUCACGCGUGUUAGUCAUGGACGAGGCGACGUCGUCGGUCGACUUUGAGAUGGAUGAGCAGAUCACCAAGACGUUGAAAGAGAGCUUUGCAGACACCACCAUCAUCACCAUUGCUCACCGACUGGCGACUAUUAUGCAGUACGACAGGGUGUUGGUAUUGAACAAGGGUCAAGUUUUGGAAUACGACUCGCCUCUGAACCUGAUACAACGUGACGGGUCAGCGUUCCAGGCGCUCUGUAUGGCACAAGGUAAAGAGAACUUUGAAGAGUUGUUGGCUAUGGCCAGUCGAUAG